Plutella xylostella (diamondback moth) is the source of this 1297-nucleotide messenger RNA. RefSeq lists its product as uncharacterized. Gene Ontology annotation, molecular function: olfactory receptor activity; odorant binding. The record is from RefSeq and is a predicted model, not a curated record. Gene Ontology annotation, biological process: sensory perception of smell; detection of chemical stimulus involved in sensory perception of smell. Gene Ontology annotation, cellular component: plasma membrane. Lineage: Eukaryota; Metazoa; Arthropoda; Insecta; Lepidoptera; Plutellidae.
UGAAUACAGUCGCUUGAAUACCAAAAUAUGAAGUGGUUCACUACUUACAUUGAUGAGUAUUUUACUGAUCCCGAGUUUCCAUCCUUGUCUUUUCCUAUAGUUUAUGUGAAACUACUUAAACUAUGGGACGCCCCGAGGGUAUACUAUGCGAUCCCGUGGUCUUUGGCCUUAGCACUAGUGAGUCAGGUCAUCUACAUUCCCUUCUCGGGUCGGCCGCUACAUUUUUUCGUAAACAUGUUUCAAACCGGCUUCUUCCACCUCGGAUUGACGAAACUGGCAUUCUUCUUCUGGAACUGGGAUAGGUGGAACAAAAUAAUCUACUGGCUAUCCGGUUUGGAAAGAGAGCAGCUAAGAGACGAGCAAUUAAAGACGAUCGUAAGCAGUUACAUAAAGUACAAUAAGCGCACCACAUGGUAUUUCUGGCUGUGCGGGAUGGGCACGUUUUUUGUUAACUACGGGGAGAAUUUCAUUAGUGUGAUAGUUCAGAUGGAGACGACUGGCGUGGUGGACCCGACGUAUGUGUCGUUCUUCUGGCUGUGGCCGACGGAGCCGAUGACGGGGGGCCGGCUCAACGUGUACCUCUACUUGGGGUUCCAGUUCAUCUACGCGUGGGGGGGCGUGUCCUACCUGCUGGUGUUCGACUCCAUGUCGGUGUCGGUGAUGAUGACGCUGGCCGGCCAGCUCGAGGUGCUCCGGGACAUGUUCCGAACGGCCCUCGACGAAGACACGGAAGAGAAGCAACACGAGAGUCUUAUUAAAUGUUACAAGCGAUAUAUCGAUAUUUUGGACACUCACAAGUUGAGCAAUGAAUUAAUGUCUCCAGUGUUGUUUUUAUACCUGCUGGUUGCAUCAAUUAAUAUGAGUUUGAUACUUUUCAGCCUACCAAAAUUGGGACUCUCGGCCACUAUAACGUCAGUGGAGUUAGUUGCUUCGUUGAUAGUCGAAGCUUUUUACUAUUAUUGGCAUGGACAGCAAGUUUUAUACCAGAGUGAGAUAAUAAGCGCUGCGGUGUACGAGUGUGACUGGGUCGACAAGAGUGCGGCGAUUCGUCGUCUUGUCUACAUCAUGUCCUCAACCACUGACAAACGACUCAUAUAUCAAGCCGGUCCUUUCAAUGAUGUGACGGUGGCCACUUUUAUAUCUUGUGUGAAGGUGACCUACAGUUUCUACAAACUUAUGACUACAACAGUAUCCUGAAAUCGGAGAGUCAACAUUAACAUCCUUAAAAUUACUUAAUAUUUCUUUCUUUGUCAAUUUCUGUACUUACAUUUUUCAUUGUUAUAAAUAAACAUUUCUA